AUGUUCAACUAUCUUGGUGACGAUAUGCACAUGCCAGUUGAUUUGCAACAAAUCCAGCCUCGACCUCGUAUCAGCUCAUUUACUGGCAACUUUUUGCUCAUGUCUGACGAGUCGCUCAAGUACAUCAUGUUCAAGUUUCCUAGGCUUCACCAUCUGGAUAUCAAUACCAAUCAUCAAGACCAUCAACUAGUAGCUGAUCUCAAAACCAAAGGCUUUGGGUUCUCAUCCAAGACCAUGCUGCAGUCUCUGUCCUUUGUAUUCCAGAUGAAAACAGCAAACUUCCACAACGUGUGCAUGCCAAAUGUGGUUGGCUUUCUGACCAGUUUUCUAGAUUGA
Mucor velutinosus is the source of this 336-nucleotide messenger RNA. Its product is annotated as Delta(24)-sterol C-methyltransferase. The record is from RefSeq and is a predicted model, not a curated record. The transcript has a single exon. The coding region runs from base 1 to 336 and encodes 111 amino acids. NCBI's taxonomy places the organism in Eukaryota, Fungi, Mucoromycota, Mucoromycetes, Mucorales, Mucoraceae.